GGCCUUUGGUUGGGCAGAACGAUAUGGCUAAGCAUAGCCUCAAGCUCCCGAUAGACGCUUGUUUGAGGUACAUUCCAGAGAAGCACAGCCUUGUGGGUGCAGGUAUUGGUACCGUGAAGAAAAUGUGUGAUCUUGCUAGGAUUAUAGCAGUCUUCAACAGGGGGAAUAACGGUUGCCUGAAAUUGUUAUAUAACUUGCCUCUCCUCUAUCGACCUUCCAAUGAAGCAGAUUGUUCUGAAGUCAACACUUCUUCUCUUCUAGCUCAUAAGAGACACUGACUCGUUGUUCGUCUCUCUAUCGCAAUCAUGGCCGUCAACUACCGACAUGGUCUCUCCAUUCUGGAAUUGAUCGUAUACUUCCCGUCCCUAUUCAUCUCGUUGUACAUGGGCUUCCGCCACGGCUUCCAGAGAAACGCUGGCUGGGUUCUCUUGAUAAUCUUCUCCUUGGCCCGCAUUGUUGGUUCGUGCUGCUACCUGGCCACGAUAGCCCACCCUGAGACCAUCGACCUUUAUAUCGCAUGGGGAGUUUGCACUUCCAUCGGACUUGCCCCUCUGAUUUCCACGUGCAUCGGUCUCUUGUCCCGAGUUAACGAUUCCAUUCAACGAAAAAGCGGACGCGGCCUCCUUCCAGCCUUCUUCAGAUUAGUCGGUCUCCUCACACUGGCGGGCAUGGUUCUUUGUAUUGUUGGUGCAAGCAACAGCUCGAGCCUUCAGGGAAUCACGAACAGUACAGAAGCCAAAGUUGGCGACGUUCUAUACGUCAUCGCAUGGGCCUGUCUCUGUGCCCUGCUACUCGUCGUCGGAAGCAAGUAUGGAAGCAUUGAGGAUGGCGAACAUCGCUUGGUUUUGGCAGUCGGAAUCUCAGUUCCGUUGCUUCUCGUGCGCCUCAUAUACUCCCUGUUGUCGGUAUUCACGCACAACCCCACGUUCAGCAUGUUGACCGGAAACGUCACUGUCUUCCUGGUCAUGGCUGUUCUGGAGGAGAUCGUGAUUGUUGGGAUCUGUCUGGGAGUUGGGAUGACUCUAGAAGUCCGUCAACGCACGACAGAGUAUGAGGCCUGCGAGGCACCGGCUCAGGGAGGUCCUGAGCUCGAGUCUCAACAGAGACCUGAGAUGAUGUCGUACAACUCCGGAAAACAAGAACGGAGGAGAAGAAAGAGACGUGGUGGACCUAUUAGCCAGCUCAUCGGAUUGGCCAUCGAUGCGACCAGAUCUAGGAAGCAGUGAGGUCUCAGUUGUACUGAGCAUUGCUGUUAAUGAUAUGUAUCUAAGUCGGG
Aspergillus neoniger CBS 115656 is the source of this 1276-nucleotide messenger RNA. RefSeq lists its product as uncharacterized. The transcript is spliced from 2 exons. Lineage: Eukaryota; Fungi; Ascomycota; Eurotiomycetes; Eurotiales; Aspergillaceae. The coding region runs from base 306 to 1226 and encodes 306 amino acids. The record is from RefSeq and is a predicted model, not a curated record.